AAAUUUUUUGAUGUUAAAAAACAUUGUUUGUGUUAAAAAAUUGUGGACAACCGUUUUGGACAUAGUAAAUCAGAUAAGAGCAAUUACAGCUCUGUUAUGACUGUACAAAGUGAUACAUUGAAGCUCCUGCAUCCACCUGCAUUUACACAAAUCUAUCAGCAAAAUACGCAACAAAAUAAUUUAAGUUUACAUCAGCAACAUCAAAAUAAUUUACAACAUCAUUUGCAUCAGCAAGCACAGGCAUCGACCAUGCCGCAUACAUCCACAGCGGCGAGGUCACGAUUUAUGAUCACGGAUAUUUUAUCUGGUGGCGGUAAUGGACCACCUGGACAACCGCGAACACCUAGUCCAGGACCUAGGGAUCUUAGUUUACAUGCUGUAACGGCAUUACAUCAUCAUCAUCAUCGACUUGAUCAUAGCCAAAGACUUGAUAAUCGUGAUAACAAUGCGGAUAGUGAUACGGAUUCAAGUGGAAAUCAUGGUGAUAAUUCUAGUGUUUGUUCAAACGGUCAAACAAAUGAAGACUCUUUAAGUGUUGGUGGUGGUUCAAAACGACCGUGUGAUGGAUCAGGUGGACCUGGUAGUAGUUCAUCGUUAAGUAAAAAACAAAGAAAAGCAAGAACAGCAUUUACCGAUUUACAAUUACAAACACUAGAAAAAAGUUUUGAACGGCAAAAAUACCUCAGUGUACAAGAUCGUAUGGAAUUAGCGGCAAAACUUAGUUUAACUGAUACACAAGUAAAAACUUGGUAUCAAAACAGAAGAACAAAAUGGAAACGACAAACAGCAGUUGGUCUAGAAUUAUUGGCAGAAGCUGGUAAUUAUGCAGCAUUUCAACGCUUAUACGGUGCACCACCAUACGGAUGUUGGUACCCACCGCAAGGUGGAGCACCAGGUGCUCCCGGUGCGGGUGCUGCUGAUUUAUAUUACCGACAAGCGGCAGCCGCAGCGGCUGUAACGUUACAAAAACCAUUGCCAUACCGUUUAUAUCCACCGGGUAUCGGUUUAACCGGCUUGGGCUUAGGUGCAACCGGCCCAUCAGCACAUUUAAGUUCAUUAGCUGCAAGUAGUUCAUUAAGUACAUUAAGUAGUUAUUAUUCAUCACCACCACCAAGUCAUCCAUCAGAAGUCAUUCCAAGGUCUCCCAGAUCGCCAUCACCUUCACCUCAAUCACCGUUAAAUCCGGGUUCACCACCUGUUCGAAUAGAUUCUGCCGGACCACCACAUUCUGAAAGUGAUGAGGAUACAAUUCAUGUGUAGUUUUAAUUUACUGCAGUUUUCAUGUUACAGGGAUGUCCAUAUUCAUUUGUUUUAAACAAAAAAAAGUAA
Messenger RNA from Chrysoperla carnea, 1329 nucleotides. RefSeq names its product homeobox protein B-H1 (gene B-H2). Bases 97 to 1260 code for a protein of 387 amino acids. NCBI's taxonomy places the organism in Eukaryota, Metazoa, Arthropoda, Insecta, Neuroptera, Chrysopidae. Gene Ontology annotation, molecular function: DNA-binding transcription factor activity, RNA polymerase II-specific; DNA binding. The transcript has 3 exons. Gene Ontology annotation, biological process: regulation of DNA-templated transcription. The record is from RefSeq and is a predicted model, not a curated record.